AAUUAAAAAAAGAAAAAAAGAAAAAAAAAAAAGAAGCUUUAUUGAAUCUUUCCCAACUGCCUCCUUCUCCGACGUAGGAAAAGAGAUUUUGGGCUGAAAUUAGGUGAAUCCUUUUGGGGUGGGUUGGAUUCGGCAUUAUCCUUGAUCUCCCUUUUCCGUUGAAAUUCGGAUCCUCUGAGAUUCAUUUCCCGGUGGUGCUCUGUCCAUCUGAACAAAACCGUUGAAAGUUGGAUUUUUGAGCGGUUUAAAUGGUCCGAGGUGUUGAAUUCUACGCCGAUUGAUGUCAAGCUCUAACCUUGGGUUCCACACAGAAAUGCCGGUCUACGUUGAUCGUGAGGCUCCCAAGCUAUGGAGGAAAAUUUGCACAGAGACUUUUUUGGAGAUUUCACUUCUUGAAGAGAACUGGAAGCUUAUCUUUGCAGGACUUGUUUUUCAGUAUAUUCAUGGCUUGGCAGCUCAUGGAGUUCAUUACCUACAUCGGCCAGGACCAACACUUCAGGAUGCUGGUUUCUUUCUGCUUCCAGAACUUGGACCAGGCAAAAAUUAUAUGAGCGAGACUGUGUUCACCAUUAUCUUCUGUUCCUUUGUUUUGUGGACUUUCCAUCCCUUUGUUUUCCAGUGCAAAAGAAUCUAUACUGUUCUGAUAUGGUGUAGGGUUUUUGCUUAUUUAGUUGUAUCUCAAAGUCUCCGCAUCAUAACAUUCUAUUCAACUCAGCUCCCCGGUCCAAAUUAUCAUUGUCGUGAGGGCUCUAAACUUGCUAGGUUGCCUCGGCCAGAGAGUCUACUUCAAGUCCUCUUAAUCAACUUUCCCCAAGGUGCUAUAUAUGGCUGUGGUGAUUUGAUAUUCUCAUCACACAUGAUAUUUAGCUUGGUAUUUGUCCGCACGUAUCAAAAAUAUGGCACUAGAAGGUGCAUUAAGCAGUUUGCUUGGUUACUUGCUGUGGCUCAGAGCCUCCUGAUCAUUGCUUCUCGCAAACAUUACACCGUUGACAUUGUUGUUGCAUGGUAUACUGUAAAUCUGGUUGUUUUCUUUGUUGACAAGAAAUUGCCAGAGUUGCCGGACCGAUCAGCUGGACUCACAGCUCUACCUCUUCUUCCUUUGAGCACAAGAGAUAAGGAUGGCAAGAAUAAAGAAGAGCACCAGAAUUUGCUAAAUGGGAAUUCCGUGACCAUUCCAGACUAAGCACAGGUUAUCAGCAACAUUUCACACCAUAUUUAUGAUCCCUUUUGCCUGGUGCUUUCAGAAGAGAUACUAUAUAGAACCGUGUAAAGUGCUCUCUACCAACAUUAGACACAAAUGAAUCACAACAUUCAAGUUAGGUACAACGAUAACUGGUGAAUAGAUGUCAGCCCAAGCUGAAGAUAGCUUUGGUGCUGUUAAAGAAACUGGGCUUGUAAACAAAGGUCAAGUUGAAACCAAUGCAUUUUCAUCUCAUUUACUGCAUAUAUACUGAAUAGUCUGAAUUGUAAUGUCUGUUAGAAAUGGAAUGUAAUGUUUCAACAGAUUCAAAUGCUGACUUUAGUCCUAUUGCUUU
Rubroshorea leprosula is the source of this 1535-nucleotide messenger RNA. Lineage: Eukaryota; Viridiplantae; Streptophyta; Magnoliopsida; Malvales; Dipterocarpaceae. The record is from the annotation of a GenBank genome assembly.